UCUAUUGCCUCGUUUCAUUUUUAUUUUCUUUUAUGGUCUACUCCGGAAAUUUCCAGCUUAUAAGAACAUAAUCUCUACAUUAAUUUUGGUAACUCAGAUCGUCCUAGUUAUUUAUCUCAGAACUUUGUAUUGUUGGGAAGUGUCUGGUCUGAUCACCAAUCUACUGGUACUUGACAGAAUCAAGAUGGUUGUAGAUGUUGCUGCAUCUGCUGUAGGACUAGCAUUAUCGCUGCUGUGUAAGGCCAUUGAGGAAGUUAUCAGAAAGUGCGUGAUCGACAAGAUUGUGGAGUUCAAUCCCCUGCUCAAGAAGAUCAAUACCAAGCUGAAGACAGUGAAGCCAGGGAUAGAAGAGAUCGAGAAAAGCAAUCUAGAAUUGGAUCGCACAGGUGAAUUGAAAGAUUUCAAACAAGUAAUCGAGGAUAUCACAGCGCUUGUUCGUAAGUUACAAGAGGUUCCCCAUUGGUACAAGAAACCUAAAUACACCGACAAACUCAAAGAACUCGAUGAAUCUCUGGAUACACAGAUAAUGUUACUGCAGGUGCCGACAGCAAGUAAGGUCUCUAACCUUUCGGUUAUAACAAGUAUUAUCGAGGGGGACACCAGAAAUAUCCGUAUGCAAAUGGGGAAUAUGAGUGUGCAAGUGGGGAGUAUGAGUAUGCAAAUGGAGAAUAUGGGUAUGCAAAUAGAGGAUUUGAAUACGAACCUUGAGAUGAUCAGGGAUAUGCGACAGAAUGGCCUAGUGCAAAAUCAAGUUAAAGGUUGUUGGUCUGGAGUACCUGAACCGCCAUCAUUUACAGUUGGAUUGGAUUUACGUUUGGAUGAAUUGAAGAAGAAACUUCUUGAGGAUGGGGUGUCAAUGGGUCUGGUCACUGGUCAUCCAGGCUCUGGGAAAACCACUUUGGCAAAAGCUCUUUGUCAAGAUAAGAAAGUGAAAGACAAAUUCAAGGGCAUCAUCUUUGUCGACGUUUCAAAAAGACCCAACACUGAGGUUGUGCAGGAAAUAUGUGAAAAAAAGGGUACCCAAAUACUUUCUUUCCAAUCCGAAGAAAUUGCACUUGACAGGCUGCAACAACUUCUGAAUAACACAGAAGAAGAUCCUGUGCUUUUGGUCCUGGAUAACGUUUGGCCUGGAAACAGGACAGAAUCCCUCCUGGCGAGCUUUAGGUUCAAAGAAUCGGAAAUGUCAAAUUACAAGAUUUUGGUGACAUCAAGAUAUAUGUUGCCAGGAUUUGAUGUUGAAUACCAUGUAGAAGAAUUGAAUGACAAUGAUGCAAUGAGUCUUCUCCGUAAUUCAGCACGCCUCACAAGUUCUUCUUCUAUUCCAGAAGAUCUUCAGAGACAGGUUGUGGAGUGCUGUAAGAGACUUCCACUGGCUAUUGAAGUGGUCGGAAGAUCACUUUUCGGCAAGAAUAUUGUGAUCUGGAAAGAUAGAGUAGAAGCAUGGUCUAGCGGUUCUUCUGUCAUUAAGUCUGAAAAACAUUUGCUUGUUUGCCUCCAAAGUAGUUUAGAUGCCCUGGGUGAAGAAAAUGCCCUCAUCAAGGAAUGUUUCAUGGACCUUGCUUCAUUUCCUCAAGGCCGAAGGAUUCCUGCUUCUGUCCUGAUUGAUAUCUGGAGUGUCCUCAUUGAUAUGUGGGCUGCGGAUAAAGAUAGUUCAUGUGUUGCAAAACUCUACGAGCUCACCUACUGGAGGCUGGCUAAUCUUGUAAUCACGAGGAAUGAGAAGGGGGAGGUGGAUGACUACUAUGGUGAACACUUCGUUACCCAACAUGAUCUCCUUAGAGAGCUGGCUGUCCACCAGACAGAUGAGGGCCCCGUAAAACUGAGGAGAAGACUGAUUAUAAACAUACGUGGAAACAAACUUCCCAAAUGGUGGAAAAAACAGAUGGAUCAGCCCUUCGAAGAAGUUCUUCUAGUAUCUAUUUCAACUGAUGGUCUCUUCUCAUCAAAAUGGCGCGACAUACAGCUACCGAAAGCUAAAGUUCUAGUUCUGAAUUUCCACACAAAGAACUAUGCAUUGCCCGAAUUUGUGAAGAAAAUGGAGAAAUUGAAGGUUCUAAUAGUCACAAAUUAUGGGUUCUUACCAGCUGAAGUGAGUAAUUUUACAUUGCUGGGUUCUUCAUCUAAACUAAAGAGGAUAAGAUUAGAGCGGAUUUCUCUUUCUUCCAUUACCAAGAACCCCAUAGUAUUGAAGAGACUACAGAAGAUAUCUUUCUUCAUGUGUAACAUGGGGCAAGCUUUUAGCAAAGGUUCCAUCAAAUUUUUUGAGGCAUUCCCAGACCUUCAAGAAAUCAACAUUGACUAUUGCAGUGAUUUGGUGGAAUUACCUGCUGACAUCUGUCUUCUAAUCCAUCUGAAAAAGCUCAGCAUCACCAACUGUCAUAAGCUAUCUGCCUUGCCUAAAAUGAUUGGAGAGCUAGUCAAUUUAGAAGUUUUGAGGUUAAGGUCCUGCACAGACUUGUCAGAGCUGCCAAGUUCAGUUAGGAAACUCAAAAAACUAAAGGUUCUUGACAUAUCCAAUUGCUACAGCAUUAAGGAGUUGCCUGAACACAUUGGUGAAAUGUGCUGCUUACAAAAGCUCAACAUGAGGCAGUGCUCGAGAAUGCAAGAGCUGCCUGAAUCAAUUUUGGAUCUUGAAACGUUGACUGAUGUGAUAUGUGAUGAAGAGACAAAAUUGUUUUGGGAAACUUACUUGCCCAGUCUCAGCAACCACAUACAGAUAACGGCGGUCAAAGAGGAAAUCAACCUAGAUUGGCUUUAAAUGCUUCACUCUUGAGAGCUUUCAUUCCUUUAUACAUGUAUGUGUGCUCAAUUUCUUCCCGGUUUUCCUUCUGUCGUUUGUUUCUUUGUUUGCUUUGCUUUUGUUAAAACAUGAGAUAUUAUGGGUGUUGUGUGAAAUCUGUGGAGAAACAGAGUAUUUGAAUUUUCA
Molecule: messenger RNA, 2926 nt
Organism: Rosa chinensis
Lineage: Eukaryota; Viridiplantae; Streptophyta; Magnoliopsida; Rosales; Rosaceae
Product: probable disease resistance protein At5g66900
Exons: 8
Coding region: 185-2758 (857 amino acids)
Biological process (GO): defense response to fungus
Molecular function (GO): ADP binding
Source: RefSeq, a predicted model, not a curated record